CUCCAUUUUGUGCCGGCCGCCCAGGAGGAGGUGGCGGCGGGAUAUCGAUCGGCGUCCUUCGACUUGUUGAGGCGAGAGAAGUUGAGGCGGGCCAAGAGAGAGAGAGAAAAAAGUGCCGUUCUCCACGUAGCCUUAAAAAAAAAGCAGGGCGCCCCAGCGGCAGGAGACGAGGCGGGGAAGCGGCCGCGGCGUUCCCUCCCGGCGGUCCUGUCAGCCGCAGUAGCCGUUCGACGGCCGGCGGCGGCGCUGGAGACAGCGGGCGGGAGGCGCCGCGGCGGCGUGAGGAGAAUGAAGACCGGAGGAGCCGCCUCCACCGCCGGCCAGGCAGCGGCCGCAGCCGUGGUGGCUCCCGCCGGGGCCGGGGCCGGGCCGGAGGCGACGGAGAAGGUGGUCCACUCGCGCUCGCAGGUGCUCUUCUCCGGCGGCGGCACCAAGGCGCUGGGCGACGCCUUCAAGCUGCUGGUGCCCAAGUCGACGGAGUUCAUGAGCUCGGACGCCGAGCUGUGGGACUUCCUCUGCAGCCUCAAGCACCAGUUCUCGCCCGUCAUCCUCCGCAGCAAGGACGUCUACGGCUACGCCUCCUGCCGGGCCGUCGUGCCGGACAUUCCCCGCGGCUUGGCGGCCCCGGCGGCGGUAGCGGCGGCGGCGGCGGCGGGGAAGAAGUGCCGGCCCUGGAGGAGAGCCGCCGCCAGGGGGAGGCGCCUGCGAGUCGCGGCCGCCGCCCGGGCCGGAGGAGGCGCCAAGCGAGCGGCCAAGAAGCGCAGCCCAGAAGGGGCGGCUCAGGCGGCCGCCCCUCCGCACGCCGCGCCGCCCCGAGGGGCCUUGCCCGAGCCUGGGGCGGCGGAGGAGGAGGAGGAGGCGAGCCCGGCGCCUGCCGCCCUGGCGUGGGCCUCUCCCGAGGGCAAGUCGCUGGAGUCCAUCUGGCGGGCGGCCACCCCGCGCCUCACCGCCUUCCCCACCAUCAAGGUGCGCGGGGACGUGUGGAAGCCGCGCAGCCUGGAGGCCGCCCGGCGCAAGGCGCAGCGCAUCCUGCGGGUCGACCUGGCGCCCGUCGUGAGGAUGAGCCGCUUCCCGCUGCCCAAGUGCUGAGGGCGGAACCGGCCCCAGGAGGAGCCGCGAAGGAGUCGCCUCUUCCCGCGACGGAUUUGGGCCGGGGGGUGGGGGGCCUGGACUCUUCCCCUGCCCUCGGCCCGGGCGCGAACACGGCGAGGCGGACGCGACAGUCACCUGUUUACAAACGCGUUGGGUCUGGAUCGGGCCCUCCUUGGCUCAGUGAAACUGCACUUUAAGGGGGGGGGGAAGGCGGCCCCCCUUCCCCCCCCUGUCGCUCAGCUCUUCACACGUGGAUUUGGGGACCCCCUUUUCACUAGGCUGGCUCGCCUGCCCGCUGGACACACCAAGAAGCCGGUGACUCUUUUCCUUACCUAGUAACCUUGCCUAGACCGGGGGAACGACUUGGCAUGAAGAGAUUCCACCCCCAUUGGACUACCUCGCUCGUCUGGACGUCUGAAAAGGCUACGUUGUUUUCCAAAGGAACUUGACAUCCUGUUAACGCGACGACUGCCAACUGAGCUCUUUUUUUUUUUGUCCCCUUUUUAAGAUGUAGCCAGUGGACUAUUCUGUAUGACUGUUCUGUGCGAUUGCACUUUGUGCUCAGGGUUGCUUGAAUGCCAAGUGUUUCACAUUGACUGAGGGAAGCUUUGACCAAGGAUGCUCCAGGAAUGAAGACUUAAGAGCCCGUCGUGGCUGAUUGGAUGGUGCAAAAGGUUUCACUCGUAGGUUUUUGUUUUUGUAAGAGUUGGUCUUGACCUACGAAUUUUCCAUAUAACGGUAAAAAUGUUUUGUAUGUAAAAGUUUUAUAGAUGAACUUCAGUGAUAUUUCUGUUACAGCUUGUAAAGAUACUUGUAUUAGAUGAAUCAUCUUUUAUAUAACUUUUGCUUUAAAGAAGCAGUUACCAACUUACGUGAAAAUUAAUAAAAGUUAAAGAUCAGA
This is a messenger RNA of Eublepharis macularius, 1993 nucleotides long. It is a transcript of the gene CCDC71L, whose product is annotated as coiled-coil domain containing 71 like. The record is from RefSeq and is a predicted model, not a curated record. Bases 289 to 1089 code for a protein of 266 amino acids. The transcript has a single exon. NCBI's taxonomy places the organism in Eukaryota, Metazoa, Chordata, Lepidosauria, Squamata, Eublepharidae.